AUGACGAAAAAGCGUUCUUCCAAUGGUUUUAUGUAUUUUGCCGAUGCCCGAAGGCCUGUCUACGAGGCAGAGAAUAAAGGUGUACGUCUGACGGCCAAGAAAUUGGUCGAACGGGCUACACGUGAUUGGAAAUCGAUGAACGAAGAUGAACGUCAAAAGUGGCGCAGCGAAAGCCGUCGACGUUGUGAUGAGUAUGAGCGUCAAGUUUAUCAAAUGCAAUCAAUUUCAAUUAUCAAUAAGUCAAAGACGCGACCGUUAUCCAAACUGGAACUAUCAUUACAACCGAAACCAUUUUCCUACAGACUUACGGAAUCAAAGCGUAAAUUACUUCGCCAAAGCAUUUAUCAGAAGUUGGUUUGGAGAGAAAAGGAAAAUAUGACGGAAGUGUUAGCUAAGAAAAGAUUCGGGCUGCUCACAGUUCGGCCUUAUUGUAUCUUCAAGUCAAACAGUACUGGUGAUGAGCUAAUUUGUCCACCUGCUGAGAUUUGUACUUACGUGAUGAGUCUCAAUGAGGGAAUUGUCGACAGCAAACGUAUUUUAAUACGUCACGAUUAUCCCACCAAUCAUCAAUUUCACCAAUUUUCUCGAAUUUCAGAAAAUGGUUUUUGUGAAUUAUUACAAACACCAAACUAUUUAAAUGUUCAUCAUGCAUGUCUUCGCAUAGCAAACGAAAUGAGGGGAUGCUGGGCAAAUCUGAUAUUAGUGCCAGCAUCACAAUACCAAAGUUUAGCCGCAAGUUUAGUCUGGAUUAAACGAAAACGUGACAUUGCCCUGAAAAGAGACACAACGUCAAUUCGUACAGAGCGCUUAAUAUGCAUGGAAGAUAUGAUUGCCGUUAUUGGACGUAUCGUCGAGACAGAUGUUGACGAUAGUUCACGUUGGGAGCAAAAUGUUUCAUCGAAUUUUUGCUACGCAUGCGAUUUGCACGCUAGUGCACCUAGCAAAUGUGCAGUGGUUGUUGGAAAGUCUGCAUGUCAGCAUUUUCUUGAUAUACUUCGGGACUUGGAGAAUUGCAAUUACCGAGCACGUGAGAAAUGUAUUUUUGAAAUUGAUGAUGUGAAGCGUUAUUUGAAUCCAAUUGCACGUCCAAUGCGUCACAACCGCAUCAAUCCAUUUCAAGUGAUAUCUCAUCGUAAUCCAAACAUCACCAAUGAUGAACCAUUCAGUUUGAUUCGACUACACACACGUUCGUUCACAUGA
Cercopithifilaria johnstoni is the source of this 1200-nucleotide messenger RNA. NCBI's taxonomy places the organism in Eukaryota, Metazoa, Nematoda, Chromadorea, Rhabditida, Onchocercidae. The record is from the annotation of a GenBank genome assembly.